AUGGUUACUCAUCGUCAUCAUCAUCUACCUUGGUGGAAUGCCUCCCGUCGUAGGUUUGCUCUCCCUUGCGAAGGCUAUGAUAUUACGGUUGGCUCUGUGAAGGAGCACUUCCCUGUGAACCCAGCCUUUUACCGGGCAAGAGCAUUCACCUUCCGCUUCCGGUGUAGUGAUGAUAACUUUGAUGACUACGUUUGGUUAGACAUGCCUGAAGAUUUUGACGAUCUCUGUCCACCCACAUAUCGCGGGGAGAUCUGGGUCAAGGCACUGCCAGUGAAGCCGUACCGGCUACCAGAAUCGGAUUACUACUAUGAGGAGGAUCCUGAGAUUGAGGCAGCGAUCGCAGCGUAUCGGAGCCAGUUCUCGACGGCCUCGAAUGAUUGCGGUCGGCCAAAGAAGAAACCGACAAUUAGCCCUCGAGGCAACUCUGUUCCUCCCAGUAAGGGUUAUGGUCAUCAGUCCAGGCAAGGCGAGCUGGAUGCGGACCUUAUGGACUUUGGCGGUGGACAUCACCGUACAGUCUCCAACCCUCCCUCGAGUUCGUCUGUCUAUCCUGGGAUCACGUCCCGAUCGAGUAAUCCUGCUGCACCGCAAGUACGGGCAGAGGAUCUGGAUAGGGAAGCGUUGAAGGCCGCAAGGCUGAAGGCUAAGGAAGAGCGCAUCCGUGCAAAACACGAAGAGUUUGCAUCGAGACAACGAGAGGAGGCCACGAAGCGAGAAGCUAAGCUCGAUGCCCAAGGCCGGCUAGCAGAGGAGUUGGAUCAUUGGGCGUAUACCGAACAAGGUAAACCGAAGGAUAUUAGAACCCUCCUGUCGAAUAUGGAAGAAGCUCUGUGGCCCAAUUCCGGAUGGAGCACGGUUAGUGCAGGGGAGCUCAUGGUCAACACUGGAGCCGUCAAGAAGGCAUAUCGAAAAGCGAUCAUCCUCUGCCACCCAGACAGACAUCAAAGCGCUUCACCAGACGAGCAGUACAGAGCGGAUCGCAUUUUUAAUGCUCUCAACGAGGCGUUCAAGCGACAGUAG
Perkinsus marinus ATCC 50983 is the source of this 1020-nucleotide messenger RNA. Its product is annotated as homeobox-containing protein, putative. Gene Ontology annotation, cellular component: intracellular membrane-bounded organelle; vesicle; cytoplasm. The record is from RefSeq and is a predicted model, not a curated record. Lineage: Eukaryota; Perkinsozoa; Perkinsida; Perkinsidae. Bases 1 to 1020 code for a protein of 339 amino acids. The transcript is spliced from 10 exons. Gene Ontology annotation, molecular function: clathrin binding. Gene Ontology annotation, biological process: clathrin-dependent endocytosis; clathrin coat disassembly.